AUGGAGGGCCCAAUCAAUGUCGCGCGAGAACAGUAUGAGCCCUUGAGCGAAGAGGAGAUCAACGCAUUCUUCGACGACCUUGACACGGACAAAGAUGGCUCGAUCACGUUUGAGGAGCUAGAAGCGAAGCUCCAUCAUGUGCACAAAGAGCUGGCGCCUGAUCCGAAGAAGCACCACCUCAUCCACCCAGCGAGAAGGGAUCUAGAAAAGGGCAAAGGACACAGCGGCGAUGGUCUGCACGACUUCCUGUGUAGCCUACUGCCGGAAUGCCAGUCCAGCAUUAACAGGACAGACUUUGUCGAACGCGUAAAGACUUGGAAAGUUCCAAGCCAGAAGCAGACGGACAGCAAAGAGCAAGAUGACAAAGACACUGCUGAGGAGCGCCGUAUGCCAUGGAGAAGACGGAUAAGAGCAUACUGGACUGUCCAUGGCCCGGUAUAUUGCUUUAUGGCCUUCGUGGUCGCACUCCAAAUCGCCUUUGGCGUCUGGCAGAUGGUCAUGUACAUCCAGAAUCCGGUGGCUCGAGCAGCGUUUGGCUGGGGCGUUAUUGUGGCCAAAGUCGCUGCUGGUGUACUUUUUCCGACGCUGUUCUUCAUGUUGUUGAGCAUGAGCAGGCACUUCUCGACCUUUCUGAGGAGGAGCUACAUCAUCAGCCGCUUCAUCAACUGGGACUUGAGCCAGGCGUUUCACAUCCGGAUGAGUCUCUGUGGCCUGUUCUUCGCCAGCUUGCAUGCGAUCGGGCAUUUGACCGGGACAUUCUUGACUGGGUCGCGUGCUGGGCGACAGGACGCUGUUGCGACGGCUCUGGGCCCAGGUGCAGUGCCACGGCCUUAUACGGCAUACGUAUCUAGCUUGCCUGGCUGGACUGGACUCACAGCGCUCGGGCUGUUCUGGGUAAUCAGUCUGAUGAGCGUGCCCUUCAUUCGGACCAAGAGCUACGAGCUGUUCCAGCUGGCGCAUCUUCUCAUGUUCCCAAUGAUUGGUUUACUUUGUGCUCAUGGGACCGCUGCGCUCUUGCAGACACCUAUGCUCGGGUACUGGCUAGCGUUCCCAGCAUUGUUGGUCUUGUUCGAAAGGUCCUGGCGGUUAAUUAAGGGCUUCAUGAGCAUACCAGCAAGAGGGAGAAUUCUAGACAGCGAUACGGUAGAGAUUACCUGUAAACACCCGCAGGGCAAGGACUGGCACUAUUCCGCUGGGCAGUACGUCCUCCUGCAAGUGCCCAAGAUCUCAUGGUUCCAGUGGCACCCCUUUACCAUCUCAUCCUGCCGUGGCAACAUCCUGAAAGUCCACAUCAAACUUGACGGCGAUUGGACGAACAAGCUGGCAGAAGUUCUACCAACGGACGAGGACUUCCGAGUAGGCAUAGACGGUCCUUUCGGCGCCCCGGCGCAACGCUUCUACGACUACGACUACUCUAUAAUCGUCGGCGGCGGUAUCGGCAUCACACCCUUCUCCGCCAUCCUAACAAACCUCGAAGAGAGCUUCCUCACCGAACGCGACCCAUGGGCAGAACGCAGACGCUCCCGCUCCCUCUCUCGGCCCAGCUCCCGCCGAAGCAGCAAGGUCGCCUCCGACAGCGAGCCCGAGCAAAUGUCGGCGUCCCAACUCCCACGCCACGGCAAUCCCGACCGCCGCGUCGACUUCCACUGGACCGUCAGAGAAAAGAACCAACUCCUCUGGUUCUCCGACCUCCUCAAUCGGGCCAUCGACGGCGUCUACCCCCUCGCCAAAAACGGCAACCUCGAGCUCAACAUCAACACCCACAUCACCGCCAAGCGGAAGAACAUCAGCACACACAUCUUCCGGUACUUGCUAGAUUCGUACCGUACGCCUGCGGCCCCUUACUCGGCUCUGACGGGGCUGAAGCAGCCUUCGCAUUUCGGACGGCCGGAUUUCGAUGCGGUUUUGGAGAGGCAUUUUUUGGAGCUGGUGGAGAAUGGGGUUAGGGAGAAGAAGAUUGGGGUUUUCUACUGUGGAACGCCUAUCGUAGGCGAGAUCCUAUCGGACAAGUGUCACAUGUUGACGGCAAAGGCGAGGGCGAUGGGGCUCAGGAUUCGAUACGACUUCUUGAUCGAGGUGUUUGGAUAG
This is a messenger RNA of Saxophila tyrrhenica, 2088 nucleotides long. RefSeq lists its product as uncharacterized. Gene Ontology annotation, molecular function: superoxide-generating NAD(P)H oxidase activity; calcium ion binding. Gene Ontology annotation, cellular component: NADPH oxidase complex; plasma membrane. The coding region runs from base 1 to 2088 and encodes 695 amino acids. The transcript is spliced from 2 exons. Gene Ontology annotation, biological process: superoxide anion generation; defense response. Lineage: Eukaryota; Fungi; Ascomycota; Dothideomycetes; Mycosphaerellales; Extremaceae. The record is from RefSeq and is a predicted model, not a curated record.